UAUUCGUUCCCCAUCAUCACUGCCAUGAAGCUGUGGCUCGCGUGGUUUUCGGUCUUGGUGGCCGGUGUGGCUUCCCGCAGCAUCGAGCAGUGCGCCGAAUCCAGCAGCCUACGUCAACUGCACGUCGUGUAUCGCCACGGUGAUCGCACGCCGACGUCACUCUACCCCAAGGACCCCAACAGUCCCAGUGACUUCCCCGAGGGACUUGGUCACAUUACGCACAAAGGAAAGAAUGACCAGUACAACCUGGGGAGGUACCUUAGGGUCAAGUAUGAAGAUUUUCUUUCAUACGAUCCCAAUGAGAUGAAGGCCAGGAGCUCCGGUCGGGAACGGUGUCUGGAAAGCAUCCAAACAAACCUCGCCGGUCUCUACCCUCCGCGUGGCAAGAAAGUCUGGAACAGCGAAGUGGACUGGCAGCCGGUUCCCAUUCAGACCAUGCCUGUUGACUUGGAUGGCAUGCUAUACGAGGACGCUAUCUGUCCCAAGGCCGAGGAAGAACUUGACCGUAUUCGUCAGUCCCCCGAGGGUGCUGAAGUGUUGAACAGCAACGCUAAUCUAAUGAGGACCCUCCAGGAAUUAUCCGGCAAGAAGAUGAAUGAUUGGGUCAGUGUUCGUGACCUGCUGGACACGCUCACAAUUGAGAGGAGUCGUGGCCUCAAGAUUCCUGACUGGGCCCUGCCACUGUGGGGAAACAUGACAAAGGUGGCCAAGUACACCACCAUCCUCAACUACAAAAGUCCCACGUACAACAAGUUCCGUGCCGGUCUUCUCAUUCGAGAUAUCGUGAGGCAUGCCGAUCAAGUUAAAGACGGCAACUCCAACGUGAAGCUGUACAUGUACGCAGCGCACGACGUGGCCAUUGCCGCCUUCACGUCCGCCUUUGGAGUCUUCAACCAGCUGGCCGUCCCGUCGUCUACCGCGGUCAUUACGGAACUGCACGAGGAUGCCAACGGCAACUUCUUCAUCCAAAUGCUCUUCAAGAACGACACGACUCGCAAGCCGUACAGGCUCGAGAUUCCGGGCUGUGAGGGCUUCCGCUGCUCGCUGACCACCUUCAAGGAUCUGGCCAAGCCGUACAUCCCCGACGACUGGAGGAAGGAGUGCGGUCUCGAGACGCUCCCCGGAGGCAUCGACCUGUUCCCCUGAGCCGACGGCGUUCUGCUCAACUUCUCAGCAGACCGAGGGAUUCGCUCGCCUUUACUGAAUGCUUGUACCUGUACAUUAUUAAAAAAUAUAUUUUUUUCGACGAU
Messenger RNA from Ixodes scapularis (black-legged tick), 1250 nucleotides. RefSeq names its product testicular acid phosphatase homolog. The record is from RefSeq and is a predicted model, not a curated record. Gene Ontology annotation, biological process: dephosphorylation. The transcript is spliced from 9 exons. Lineage: Eukaryota; Metazoa; Arthropoda; Arachnida; Ixodida; Ixodidae. Gene Ontology annotation, molecular function: phosphatase activity. Bases 25 to 1146 code for a protein of 373 amino acids.